Rhipicephalus sanguineus (brown dog tick) is the source of this 2549-nucleotide messenger RNA. Its product is annotated as PAX3- and PAX7-binding protein 1-like. Gene Ontology annotation, cellular component: nucleus. The record is from RefSeq and is a predicted model, not a curated record. Gene Ontology annotation, molecular function: DNA binding. Gene Ontology annotation, biological process: mRNA splicing, via spliceosome. Lineage: Eukaryota; Metazoa; Arthropoda; Arachnida; Ixodida; Ixodidae.
UCAUCGUUUUCCGAGCCUUCAUGCUCGCAAGCGGCGGCAAGUCGCACAAGCAACGUAAUGUCUCUGUUUAGAAAACCGAACAGAAAAUUUCGGCAGAGACUGCAGCACAGCGACACUGAAGACGAAGCAGAGGUGACAAAUGUCCCAGUGGAAAAGUCGCCGCCUCGGGUGGAGACACCAGCAGCGCCGGUGGUAGAGGCAGAUGACUCCAAGGCGCCGGCGUCUCUGCUUAGUUUCGGUGAUGACGACGAAGAGGAGACGGAGGUGUUCAAGGUGCGGAAGUCGACGUACAGCCGACGACUGGCCAAGCAGUUGGAGCGUGACCGUAAGAAGAAGCUUCGUGAGGCAACGAAGGUGGAAGUCAAGCCAGAGCCCGAGCCCCUACCCUCUGCACUUCCUGAAAAGCCCUCAGUGCGGCCUUUUAGCGAUGAGCUAGAAAUUAAGAUUAAGAACACAUUCAAGAUCCUCAACUCUGAAGAAAUCAAGGGAUCGGAGAGCGAAGAAGAAGAUGAGGGAGAGGGCCCUCAGUAUCGGCGUCUAAGAAAUGUUAUCCAAAGUGGUGUAAUUCCUGAUGCGGCUACUAUUUAUGCUUUGAAGAAGAGAAGGCAGAUGGCACGUGAGAUGGGCGACUUUAUUCCUGUGGAGCAGCCAGAGGAUCAGAAAGGACGUGGUGAAGACGAAGACCAGAGUGAAGAUGAGGAGGGCCGCAUCAACUUCACUGUGAACACAGCUGCCCUAGAGAAGCAACGUGCCAGGGAGGCUCUGAUUCAAGCACAGGAAGAGCAAAGUGGUGAUGAGGUGGCCCGCGAGGAUGUUGCUGAGUUGGAGCGCUGGGAGCAGGAGCAGAUGAAGAAGGGUGUCAGCACUGCACCGGUUGCAGCAGUCCCAACGCCAGAGGAACAAUGUGUGGUGCCAGCAUACUUCACAGAGCAGCCCCCUGCUGUGUCAAUCCAGGACAGGCAAAACCUCAGCUCUCAGGCUGUGCUUGAGCGCGUCACGGAUCGGCUCGCCACAGUGCGUGAAAUGCUGGCCCUGCAUCGACGGCAGAAAACACAGGCGCUCACCGACCUGGAGGUGUCGGCGGAGACUACCACACAGCUGCGUCAGGAGCAGCCUAAGUUGGAAACAAACUUCCGCUUCUUCCAGGAGAUGCAGUCAUAUGCUGCUGAUCUCAUUGAAUGCCUCGAUGCCAAGACACCCGUGAUCCUGGCCUUGGAGGGGCGCAUGAUGUCUUUGCUUUGUCAGCGUAGUGAGAAGCUUGUACAGCGCAGGCACCAGGACAUCAAAGACCAGGCUGAAGAAUGCAACAUUGCAGUGAAGGCAAUGCGGGGACAGCCUGUGGAGGCUAAUAAUCGAGGCAGCCAGCAGCGAAGUUGGCGGGCAGCCGAACGAGAAGGCCGCAGAGUGCGCAGACGCAAGGCUCGUGAGGCCCAGCAUCAAGGCUUAGCACAGCCACGGAACUUGGUGCAUCACGAUAGCAUGUCCACCGACGAUGAGCAGCCCGAUGCUGACAGGCUGUCCUUUGACAAGGAGCGAGAGCUCAUCCUGGAUGAUGCAAGGCAUGUCUUCGAAGAUGUAACUGAGCAGUUCAGCAGCGUGGCCGCCCUGAAGCAGAAGUUUGAGCGCUGGAAGCGGGAAUUUGGUGAAUCGUACGAGCAGGCCUACAUUCCCUUGUGCUUGGUCAAGCUGCUGGUGCCCUUUGUGCGGCUUCAGAUGGUCGCUUGGAAUCCCAUUGAGAAACCUGAGAGUCCCGAGAGCUGUGGGUGGUAUGACGCACUCCUGUUCUACGGCGAAGACACACCUGAUGACCCUGACCUGUGCCUCCUGCCCCGCAUUGUGGAGCGUGUCCUCUUGCCAAAGAUGGCUGCACUAGCAGAAAAGGUCUGGGACCCGAUGUCCAGCACCCAGACGCUGAACCUGGUGCGGACAGCCAAAAAACUGGUUGAGGAUUAUCCAACUGUCAAUGCCCAGAGUCGGCACUUACAGAAUUUCAUGGCCAAGGUGGCUGCACGCAUUAGCCGAGCUCUAGAUGAAGAUGUCUACAUUCCCCUAUACCCCAAAGAGGUUUUGGAAAACAGGUCGGGGGCGCCUGCAGCCUUUUUUCACCGCCAAUUCUGGUCCUGCCUUAAGCUUAUGAAGAAUGUGCUCAGCUGGCAAGGUCUGCUGGCUGAAGAGCCUCUCAAGGAGCUCUCCCUGUGCAGCCUCCUGAACCGUUACCUCAUUGUGGCCCUGCAGGCUGGCCUCUCUCAAAGGGACACAGUUGAAAAAUGCACUCGCCUGGUGUCAACAUUGCCAACAUCGUGGUUGCGAGGGAGCCAGCUUCCACAGCUGGAGUUGUUAACACGCUUUCUGCGACUCUACCUGCAACACCUUGAGGGCCUCUCUGGUUCCUCUAACCUGGGACCAGAUAUGCAUGCCAGAGAUGCUCUAGAAGAAGUUGGAAAGCUACUGGCCUCACUUACAGACAAGACCAAAUCAUGAGAAACAUGUUGGAAAUAAAAGACACACCUUGGCAUUGCAACAUUAUUGUAGCAAUGUGGGAGUGCUAU